UUCAACAACUGUUAAAGUGUCGAUGUUGUGUAAAAGCAGAAAAUAAGUUAUUUUAAAAAAAUUACAAACAGUUGUAAAUGUUAACUGUUAUUAAUUAUUUAUUAUGUUUAUAGUUUGAUUAUUAUCUAACGUCUGUAUCAGUAAGGAAUUGUAAAGUGCAAAGGUUUAGAUAAAUAAUGGAAACGCCCAUUACUAUGAUCACCCAGGCCCCUCUUGUCCACAACAGCCAUCCAAGAAAGAAGCCAGGACGAACAACCAUUCAUGCUAUGUUAUCAGAAAGAUUGUCUUUAGGGGAAGCUGCUAAACUGGAAAUGAGAUCACUUCACACUAAGACACCUGUUUCUGUUUUACAAGAACUCCUUAGUCGUCGAGGCAUUACUCCCAAAUAUGAACUUGUUCAGAUUGAAGGGGCUAUUCAUGAACCUGUAUUUAGAUACAGGGUGUUUUUAAGUAAUGAAUUUGUGGCAACAGGAACUGGCAGAUCAAAAAAAGAAGCUAAACAUGCAGCAGCUAAAAAUCUUCUGGAACUGUUGGUGGGAAAUCAGACUCCUGAACAGGCUAAUUCUACCAAUGGGACCUCAGCAAAUACAUCAACAAUUGAUGUGACAAACCAGGUGGUAUCGCCUUACGAUGAUAAAGUAAUGGGAAAUCCGAUUGGAUGGUUACAGGAGAUGUGCAUGUCUCGGCGAUGGCCUCCACCAUCAUACGAAAUGAUUCAUGAAGAAGGUUUACCUCAUGAAAGACAAUUUACUAUUGCUUGUGAAGUCCUAAAACAUAGGGAAUUGGGAAUGGGAAAAUCGAAGAAAUUGGCUAAAAGAAUGGCUGCCCAUAAAAUGUGGCAAGCUCUGCAGGACAUGCCGAUGGAAGGAAGCAAUUUACCUCAAGGUUUUGAAGAUGAUGAGGAGUUAAGCGCCAAAGUACAAAACCGCUAUACCGCACUGAAAGAUAGUAAAAUUCAAACCCUCACGUCGACUCAUUCUUGUAAAGUCUCGCAGUUUCAUAAAAACUUGAAACAGUCUACAGGUGAAAAACUUAACGAACUCCAGAAUGUGAACCUGAAUAUAAAGGAUUUCAAUUUUGUCGAGUUCCUUCAAGAAAUAGCGGCAGAACAGGAGUUUGAAGUCACGUACGUGGACGUUGAAGAAAAGUCGAUAAGUGGCAAAUGUCAGUGUCUGGUACAACUAUCAACACUUCCUGUUGCGGUUUGUUAUGGUUCGGGAACGACAUCGAAAGACGCGCAGGCAAACGCAGCCCACAACGCUCUUGAAUACCUCAAGAUAAUGACCAAGAAAUAAGAAAAAAAAA
Molecule: messenger RNA, 1305 nt
Organism: Agrilus planipennis (emerald ash borer)
Lineage: Eukaryota; Metazoa; Arthropoda; Insecta; Coleoptera; Buprestidae
Gene: loqs
Product: interferon-inducible double-stranded RNA-dependent protein kinase activator A homolog
Exons: 6
Coding region: 177-1295 (372 amino acids)
Source: RefSeq, a predicted model, not a curated record